This is a messenger RNA of Xenopus tropicalis (tropical clawed frog), 1935 nucleotides long. It is a transcript of the gene f2rl3, whose product is annotated as F2R like thrombin or trypsin receptor 3. Gene Ontology annotation, cellular component: plasma membrane; membrane. NCBI's taxonomy places the organism in Eukaryota, Metazoa, Chordata, Amphibia, Anura, Pipidae. Gene Ontology annotation, molecular function: G protein-coupled receptor activity; thrombin-activated receptor activity. Gene Ontology annotation, biological process: thrombin-activated receptor signaling pathway; signal transduction; blood coagulation. The record is from RefSeq and is a predicted model, not a curated record. The transcript is spliced from 2 exons. Bases 182 to 1357 code for a protein of 391 amino acids.
UGUCUCCUUAUAGGGCACAGCUAACAUCUGGUGCACAUUGGCUCCUCUCCCUCCCCCUCGCCUGCACAUCUACAAUUUCCUUUUUGUUUCCAUUAGCAAAAUUCAUGUGGUAGGAAGCUGUGCCUAAUCUGGUCAAAAACAACAUCCCUUAUGGUCUAGUCCUGAGCACAGCAUUAAUAUCAUGGGAUCUUUAUGGCGUCUUUGUGCUUUCUCUGCUCCACUGUUCCUGGUUAUGCUCUGGGGUGACUCUUUAGCCACAACCGACUAUGACGAUUAUUCAACAGAUGAACCAACUAAUGACACUGAACUCCAAGACUUCAAGCUAUGCCCUCGAUCCUUUCCAGGGGAAAUCAUCAGCAAAAAUAACCGGACCUACCUAUGCAUCUCUCCAUCCUCCAUAGAUCACUUGAAAAGCCCCAUCACUGUACUAGUCAUUCCCUCCAUUUAUACUCUGGUAUUUCUGGUGGGAUUGCCAGCUAAUGUUGUGGCUCUUUGGGUCUUGGCAACCAGAGUUAAGAAGAUGACUUCCACUGUUUUUCUUAUAAACCUGGCUGUUGCUGACCUCUUGCUCAUUGUCACUCUUCCGUUUAAGAUCUCAUAUUAUUUUCUUGGCAAUGACUGGAUAUUUGGUGAGACCUUGUGCAGAGUCGUUACUAGCUUUUUCUAUGCUAACAUCUAUUGCUCAGUGUUACUCCUCAUGAGUAUCAGCGUGGAUCGUUACAUGGCAGUGGUGCACCCUUUUUUCUCUCGAACAUUUAGAAGCAAAAACUUUGCAAUUUUUAUGUGUACCAUUUCAUGGAUGAUCGCAGCUUUGUCUAUCUUACCCCUGGCAGCUAUGCGUCAGUCCUAUCCUCUGUCAACAACUGACCUUACCCUAUGUCAUGAUGGUCUGCCAAGGAACGAACAAGUUACAUAUUUGUUCUAUUACUUUCUAUGCCUUGUUGUCUUGGGCUUCCUUCUACCUUUGUCCAUCAUUAUAUUUUGCUAUGUGUCUGUUAUCCGUGUGCUUAUGCGAAAUGAAGGAAAGUAUGGCUAUGCUUUAAAAUUAAUUGCCCUGGUUCUUGUCAUAGUAAUUGUCUUGUUGACUCCCAGCAAUGUGGUACUUCUGAUUCACUACUCCGAGCGUUUUCUUCACACUUACGGCGACCUUUAUUCAGUCUAUAUGGUCUGCUUGGCCAUCAGUUCAUUAAACAGCUGUGUAGAUCCCUUUGUGUACUAUUACGUCUCAGAUGAGUUUCGUGAAAAGGUGAGGCAACAGUUUAGAAAAAGGUCAAAAUUAUCAAUCACCUCACUCAAGACAUCCAAGGAAGUUCUACCUGCAACCACAACAACAUCCCAUUCUCGCUCUGUUUUGUGACAUUACAUACAGCAUUUCUUUAUCACCUACAAUUGCAUGAUAUUGUGGGGCAGCAAAGUCAUGGGCUUCAAUGUGCCCAAAGAGGAGACUUAUUGCCAGGCUUAAAGAAGAGAAACAAACUGCUAGAGAAAAGGACACCAUCUAUCAUUCCAGAAGAGGACAAGCCUUUAUAGACUGGCAUUGUCAUGUGUUUCUUAUGGUAGUAUAAAAGAAUUUUUUACAAAUUGAUCACUUAAUGCAGUUUUAUUAAAGGGGCAUUUUCCUGACCAGUUAUAGAGGUAAAAAACAAUAUUUUGUGCCCCUCAUGGCACAUCCUUUAAUGCAGAGAGGAGGGUUUGUGUUUGCCAGAUGCACGAUGAUUCAGAGUGGUUCCAUCUGCCAGAAUAUUUACUGAAUAGCUGCUAUAUAUUAAAUGUAGUGAAUCCUUACUUAUAAAAUUGGUGCAUUUUUCAUUGAAAAAGAUGAUAUUACCAUUGCUUUGGCUCCAUUGAAUGUCAUAUUGUGUAUGUUCUUCAAAUAAUAGUUAAAUGGAUACAAUUCUAAAAAAAUAAAAUACAGUUUUUAUUUAUGAGUGAAAA